Strongylocentrotus purpuratus (purple sea urchin) is the source of this 6007-nucleotide messenger RNA. Its product is annotated as chymotrypsinogen B-like. The coding region runs from base 815 to 2131 and encodes 438 amino acids. NCBI's taxonomy places the organism in Eukaryota, Metazoa, Echinodermata, Echinoidea, Camarodonta, Strongylocentrotidae. Gene Ontology annotation, molecular function: serine-type endopeptidase activity. The record is from RefSeq and is a predicted model, not a curated record. The transcript has 5 exons. Gene Ontology annotation, biological process: proteolysis.
GAGUGAGAGAUAGAAAGAGAGGGGCCGGGAGGGAGAGAUUCGAUAGAAAAAGAAAGAGAAAGAUAGGAUGAGUGUAAAGUGGUCAUGCUUCACUAAACUCAUACUUAGUAAACUGUGUGAUAUCAAGAAUCUCGGAUUCAACGUGUUAAAUUAAAUAAGGCUGACAUCACCUCGCAUCGCGCAUGGGCAAGUGCCGGAUGCGGACAACAAACAAAAUAAAAAAGAGUGAGGUAAUUUCAGAGAGAAACGGGCAAAGAGUUAAAAGAGUGCUCGUCUGAUUUCUUUAAAAAGUCAUUACGUGAUAAGCGAGUUUAGAUUUAGAGAUAGAUUUAACAAAUAUUCCACUGCCCGUCUGCUAAAGAUCGCCGGACCAUUAGAUGCAUGUGGAUGCAACAGUGCGUAAAACAGAGACCCGUAGCCACCGCCACCGCCGCUAUAAAGUUUGGCAAUCCGGCGCCUUUUCCCGCCAUUCAAACUUCAUCUGCGAGACCGACAGCAUUGGCAUGAACCUGGCAGCCGAGGCAACAAAUUUAGAAUGGGCCUCUUCAUUAUAGUCUGCAAUUAAUCGCUUGCCUUCACUUCAGUGAGCGACAGACCUAAAGUAUGCAGCUCGCAUUUACACACGGCAAAUAUUUACAAACUCCAAGCACCACGUGAAACUAGUAAACCACGCAUCCGUUUGUUUAGUCACAUGAUUCAUUCCCGUACUCCAUUCUAGCAUCGAGAGACAGAAAGAGACAAUUUUAUCUUGUUUUGAGCGGUGAUAUAGCUCUUUUGAUUUUCUUUUUUAUCGGAGCGGUCGGCGGUUUUCACAAUGACUUUAUCGCGGUACCGUCGGGUCGGAUUUCCUCUCCUCUUCGUUCUACUCACGAUAUUCCCCGUGCUUGGAAGAUAUGUUUCGCCUAAAGAUAGGAUCCUAACGCAAAAGGAUUUAGAUGUAAGGAUAGCUCCCCUCGUCGCCACCGUGAACGAUGACGCCCUUAAAAACACAGUACUACAACCAAGACAACCGUCGAAGAUCGCCAACCUCCUUAGCGACCUCAUCGACGAGGUCGGUUCCAGUGAAUCGACGUCGAUAUCUUCCGCCUUAUCGUCACUAUCGAGUGAACAUUUGUUUUGGGGAAAGAGCUUCAGCGACGCCCGCCUUUUCGAUGACGUGGUCAGCGCCGAUGAUGAGGGGCUGUUCGCUGAUCGGGCCAGGGCAGCCGGUACUCGUACUCGAUAUCGCACCGGAGAGCCUGGUCUUCGACGUGCAUCGGACGUUUACGGAGUCGACAUGGCACCCGCCACGCAAAAGUACAUCUCAUUUACAAAUGCAUCCUACGGUAACUGUGGAAUGCGACCGCCCCGCGUACCCGGGGUUCAGAGGAUAGCGGCAGGGAGCAAUGCGGUCGAGAGAUGGCCCUGGCAGGUUAUGCUCAUCAACGCUACUACCGGGGUACCAUUUUGCGGGGGCACUCUCAUUACCAAUGAGCAUGUUCUGACGGCAGCUCAUUGCUUCCAUGGGAAGGACAUUAGCGACAUCAUCAUCCGCGUCGGCGAGCACGAGCUUAACUACGUCGACGGCUUCGAACAGGACUUCGGUAUCGGUUGUCUCCACGUCCAUCGGAGGUUCGACAUCUCGACCUACCAGCACGACAUCGCGCUCGUCAAGCUGGCGACGAACAUCACGCACUCCGUCGAGCUGAGCGACUACGUGAAGCCGGCUUGCUUGCCCGAGGCGAUGGAGUUCGAAGCGGGCGAUUCCUGCCACAUCACAGGAUGGGGAUACAGAGGGUUCAUAGACUGGUACCUCGGCACCCGCCCCGACACCCUCCAGGAGGCCCGCGUGCCUAUCCACACCAACCGAGACUGCAAAAACGCUUACGGUACGCGCGUCAAAGCCAAGAUGGUUUGCGCGGGUGCACAGCCCCCCGAAGAAAGAGCAGACACCUGCAAGGGGGACAGCGGGGGACCGAUGGUGUGUCAGUCCGGAGAGACGGGCCCGUAUAAGCUUUGGGGGAUCACGUCAUGGGGUGAAAAUAUAUUCUGUGAUCCGAACCCUUCGACAUGGAGGCCUGGAGUUUAUACGCGAGUAGAGAGGUACCUCAGGUGGAUCCAGCGGAAGCUCAGGUCUAGGAAAUGCUGGUGACGUCCAGAAGAUGAUGAUGAACCCGGGAGAUUACUUCGAAGGUGGAAAUCCUAGAUGGAUUUUACCAUUUGAAGCGGAUUUUCUCAAAGGGAAUCUUUCGAGCUGAUCGUCCCUAAAGGUCGAUUGGAGUGAAUUAAGAUAUAAAGAGGGAUUCCAGAAGAGUGCAUAGUAUUCCCGAAGAGAUAUUUGUUUGAGUUCCUGAAGGGGGUCCUUUCUAGCUGAAGGGCUGAUGGAGAGUUACCUGAUUCAAAGGGAGAGUCGAGAAGAAUGAUUCUUUAAGUGGUAUUCCCGAAGAGAGCUGUUGGACGUUGGUUUUCCUCCAAGAAAUCCUUCAUACAUGAUGUAACUGAUAUUCUCGAAGGACCGACCGACAGAGGUUAAUAUGAUUCGAGGGGAGUUUUUCAGACGAUUAUCAUGUAGUUAUUCCGGAGAGAUAUUUGCUGGAAGUCAGUACUCCAGAAGGGGGGCCAUUUUGGCCAAUAUGCCUUUAAGAGCUAACAUUCUUUGGAACUCGUAAACCCGAAGGGUGAUCUUUUUAAAGCUGGUAUUCCUGGAGAAAGAUUCAUGCCAAAUGUUCAUUCCCAAGGAUGAUCUAUCCUAGCUAAUAUUUCAGAAGGAAGAUCUGAGAUCCUGAAGAGUGAAACUGGUAUUCCCGAUGGGACACCCUUGUGAAAGAGACGCAAUCCUCCAGUAACGAGAGUGAAUACCAAACUCAGAACACCUUAGACAGACCAUGAUGAUAUUGGCAGGAAAAGCAGGUCUACAUCACAGUUAAUUGUGGUGACCGGUCCUCAUAAUGGUUAAAAAAACACCUUGUAUUCAGACUGAAACCGUGACAACUGUGUUUUCAAAACUAUCAUCUUGUGCCUGGUUUCAUCAGAAGAAAACACAGUAGAUGAGAGAUGAAGAAUAAAUAUUUAAAUUAUUAAUUUAUUUUUUGGUUGUCACAGAAACAAUGAAAUGUCAAUAAUUUGUAAAUUGUGUAUUUUAUGUCAAGACGGAGGACAAAGCGCUGGAGGAAAAUUCUGGUUGAAACCAGCCCAUAAAUUAAGCAUUUGCUGGAGCAGAAUGUCCUGUUCCUUUGCAACAUCGCACAUAGGGCGUGUAUAUAUUAUAUAUAUGUAAGUCAUACCAUUCCUUGAGUAGAGUAUUUAACUAUUUAUUGAUUCACAAACUCUUAAAAAUGGGUGAGAUGAAAAGCUUUGAAAUGUGUUUUCAUGGUAAAUUAUUUAACAAGUACCGUCGGAGAAAGAAGUCGCCAUUAAAUGGACGACAUUUAUGUAAAUUAUUACCUAUGUGUAAAUUAUACAAACGUACAUUCAUUUCCUCAUUGUACAGUGUGUGAGAAUUGCUAUUUAUGUAAUAAUAUAUUUAUAUAAUAAUAUUAAUAUGUAUUUAUAUUUUGUACUGCACAUAACUUAUAUAAUUUAUGGAACGCUGUAUGUAUGUAUUCUGUGUUGUUUUCGCCACGGGUCAAUGUACUCUUGUACAAUAUUUGUACGAUUUAUUUUGUUCAACAGGGUAUAUUUGUCGUUUUGUAUUUAAAGAUGAAAUAACCAUUUUCGUUUCAUCUCAAGCUAAUUUUAAAAAAGAAUCAGCGAUGAUCGAAAUCACCGUUUCCAUAAGUUCAGUCAUAUUUAAGCUAUCCGACUAUGUUGUAAUUAUAGUACAGCAUAGUAAAAAAGAAGAUACUAUUUAUACAAACGUUAGCAUGGGGUGGAGAAGCAAGAAUCAGAUUAGGAAAAGAAAGAAAUUAGAAGAUUGAUGCGAGAAAGGAAAGGAGGAUGCUGCACGAGCUGCAACUUUAAAAUUUGUCUCUAAACAAAUAUGAGCUUGAUUUCAUGGGUAUAUAACCCAUGAAAAAGGGUCAUGUACCUUGCAUGAAAACGAAUUGUAUGAAUUGGAACAUCGCUCAUUUCUCGCUCUCUCUCUCUCCAUAACAAUUCCUUGACAAGUUAUGGGGAUCAAUGCAAGGCAAAGUUGAUUGCUUUUUUGCUAGAUAAUUGAUUGAUUGAUUGAUUGAUUGAUUGAUUGGUUUGAUGAUAUGGCAUGAUGAUGGCUACUGUCGUUGAACAAUUACAAAAUAUAUCUGUAGACAGUAUCAAGUAUUUUAACUGAAGAGCUGCACAAUCUAACAAUGAUAUGAACCUUUCAAAAGGACAAAUAAUUGCAUUAAGGGAACUAGAGGCUCCUAAUUAAAAAUGUGCUGCAUUGGCCAAAUGCUGCUGAGAAAGAAAGAAGAGACAACUGGAUGUUCAUCACGUUCCUCUCUGUAUUCAAUAUUUGGUGUUCUCGGUUGAAGGUGUAUAUUCAAACAUGCACUGACCCAUUUGAAUUCUUCUUCUUCUGUUUAUAAUAAUAUACUGUACAUGUUAGGAUAAAAGAUUUUGUUUAGAGAUAAAAACGAAAAGUGUAUAUACUAUUGAAAUCACCCUUCAGCAUUGCUGCAUGUUAACUUUAACAUCAAAUCUUGCCAUUAUUAGAUUCACAUACCAAGAAAUUAGUUUUUUUGAUUUUUCAUGAUCCGCUUUAAAUUUCAAAAUAUACCUAUAGAGCAGUGUAACCAGGACACUGGAUUAAACACACUUUAUUCUGAUGUAGUUGGUGUUAUUGUAGUUACUGAAAAUUUUCUCUAGAAUCGGCCAAGAUUAGGAUCUAAAUAAGAACCGGAAAGUUAUCUCAACAGUUCAAGAAAGUGUAUCAAAUACAUGUACAGUCAAACCUCUUAGUGACCACCUCUCUGUAUUGACCACCUGUUAAUAGUGGUCAGUCACCUACAUUGUAUUCUACUAGAAUGUUGCACAACUUGUCUAGAAAGGCCAUCAAAGACAAUUUGUAGGCAAAGGCAAAGAGCAGAGUGUACCAAUGAUGGUACUGCUAGACCAACUCACAUCUUUCCAUUCCCUUUGGGCGGCCUUCAUAGACAGGGUUGACUGUAUUUAUUUUCAAUUUAUAUGUAUUUAUUUGUAGAAGAUAUAGAGUCUUGUCUCUAUAAUGGCCACCUGUUUAUAGUGGUCAUCAUGUACACUGUAUUCCACUAGAAUGUUGCAGAACCUGUCUAGAAAGGCCACCUGUCGAUGUCACCUCUCACUAUUAAAACAGGGUCCUUCAAAGUCAAUUUGUAGGCAAAAGCAGAGCGUACCAAUGAUGGUACUGCUAGCCCAUCUCACAUCUUUCCAUUUCCUUUGGCAGCCUUUAUAGACAGGGUCGACUGUACUUACGUUCAAUUUAUUCAUAAGAUGUAUUUAUAUGUAGAUUUUAGAAGAUAUAGAGUAGAUUUUUAGUUGUAUUGAUGUAGUCUUGUGUGACCUUUAUAGACAGGGUCGAGCUGUACUUGCUUUUAAUUUAUUUAUUAGAUGUAUUUAUUUGUAGAUUUUAGAAGAUAUAGUAGAUUUUAGCUGUAUUGAUGUUGAGUCUUGCUAGAUAUACAUGUAUGGGUACUUUAUAGACAGGGAUGACUGUAUUUCCUUUCAAUUUAUUUAUUAGAUGUAUUUAUUUGUAGAGUUUAGAAGAUAGUAGAUUUUAGCUGUAUUGAUGUAUAGUCUUGGUAGAUAGAUAUACAUGUGUACAUGUAGAUAUGUUCGCAGAAUAUACAUUAUGUAAAUUAUGUAAAACAGGUUUACUUUGGGUGGCCUUUAUAGGCAGGGUUGACUGUACUUGCUUUUAAUUUAUUUAUUAUAUUUAUUUAUUUGUAGAGUUUAGAAGAUUAUAGAGUAGAUUUUAGCUGUAUUGAUUAUAGAGCCUUGAUAGAUAUACAUGUAUGUGUACAUGUCUAUAUGUUAGCAGAAUGUAAGUUAUGUAAAUUAUUUUGAUGUGUACAUCUUUGAAAGUACUGUGAGAUGAAUGUGAUUAAUAAAUUAUCAAGCACCAACAAAA